AAUAUCACCAAGUACACGAUAUAAGUUCAAGGCGGGAUCGAAUCAGAAUAAGAAGCAAGGUUGCCUCCCAGGGUCUGCCACUGUCCCGAGGUCGAAUGUACGCCCUGGGAACGAGGUUAGGUCGGGCUCGUCACAUUGAGAUGUCCGUCUGCGCAACGGAUCUUCCUAGUAGGUGAUGACGAGCAGAUCUGAUGAAGUGUCUCGGGUAUAAGAGGUUCUCGGGUAUUUCUCAGACUGUGUAACGGCACGAUGGCGGAGGCAAGUGAUGCAGCGAAGCCGUGGACUCCCCGCGAAGGCGAGACAGGAUUCCCAGGGCUUUUCCGGUCUUUCAGCAAGGAACAAGCGGAACCUUUAGAGGCAAAAAUCAAAGGCAAAGUCCCGGACUGGGUGGAAGGUAGUUUGCUUCGCAACGGGCCGGGAAAGUUCGAAGUCGGCCCGGAUACCUACGAACAUUGGUUCGAUGGACUGGCGGUAUUACUUCGCUAUAAUAUCCACAAAGGCAGGGUGACCUACCAGAGCCGAUUCCUCCAGAGCGAUUCGUACAUCAAAGCAAUGGAGCAGAAUCGGAUAGUCAUGUCUGAGUUCGGCACGGUGGCGCAUCCGGACCCCUGCCAGAGCUACCUGGGCCGGUUCCUGUCCCGAUUCGUCCCUCGGACUUUCACGGACAACUGCAACAUCAACUGGGCUCAGUACGGAGACGAGUUCUACGCCGUCACGGACGGCACGCUGAUGCGCAAAGUAGACCCCAACAGUUUGGAGACAUACGAAAAGGUGGAUGUUGCUGAUCGCAUUGCCGUGCAUUCGACCAGCUCCCAUCCACACACUGCGAAGGACGGCACCGUGUACGGCCUAGGAUCUCGCUUCUCCUAUCAGAGCACAUACAACAUCAUUAAGAUACCUCCACAAGACCCAGAUGUCAAAGGUGAUCCGCUAUGCAACGCCACUGUACUGUGUUCGAUCCCCGCCUCCGGUACCUAUCCUACGUUCUACCACAGCUUCGCAAUGACAGACAACUACUUUAUCUUCGUGGAACAGUCAGCAGUCAUCAAUCUGCUCAAAGUUCUUUACGCUCAACUCUUCUUCAAAAGCUACAUAAUCGGAAUGGAAUUCCACAACGAGAGACCCGCGAGAUUUCACGUGGUUAAGCGAGACACUGGGGAGCUCCUCCCACAAGUCUACACGUCAAUCCCGUUCUUGAGUUUCCAUCACAUUAACGCGUACGAGGAGGCGGGGCAUCUGGUGAUUGACAUGUGCAUCUACGAGGACGGUACCAUUCUCAGCGAUAUCAAUCUGAGGGACUUACGUAAUGGCGAUAAACCGGCGCAGUUUGGUAAAGCCAAACGAUUUGUUCUACCUGUUGAAGAGACAAUUGAGGAAUACCGUGAUGGGAGGACGCCUGCCUAUUUACAACGCUUCGAGGCAGAUGUGACGAUGAACGAAGACGGAUCAUUCCAUUGCAUCCCAGAGGUUAUUUCUGAUCGAAAUGUUGAGUUUCCGCGGAUGAAUUACGAGUUGUACAACGGCAAGCCGUACAGGUACUUCUACGCUAACGGCGGAGAACUCAACCAAAAGCUCUUGAAGGUCGACACGAAGAGCGUGACGUCUAGAGAGUGGUAUGAAGACGGCUGUUUCCCCUCUGAGCCGAUCUUCGUCAGUGCACCGGACCCGAAGAGCGAAGAUGACGGAGUGGUGUUGUCGUCAGUGGUCGAUCUACGGCAGGGUAAAUUCUCGUAUCUUCUCGUUCUGGAUGCACGAGAUUUCACGGAGAUGGCUCGGGCCGAAGUCGAUGCGGAAGUGUCGUUUGGGUAUCACGGGAUGUUUCAUCCGGAGUAGACAUUGCGAGAUAGGUUCCGAUCGUAUGACGUCAGAAUACCACGUGACCAUCCGGUUUCCCUAUAAUCGGCCACCAUUGCAGUAGGCAAG
Patiria miniata (bat star) is the source of this 1923-nucleotide messenger RNA. Its product is annotated as beta,beta-carotene 9',10'-oxygenase-like. Bases 250 to 1833 code for a protein of 527 amino acids. NCBI's taxonomy places the organism in Eukaryota, Metazoa, Echinodermata, Asteroidea, Valvatida, Asterinidae. Gene Ontology annotation, molecular function: beta-carotene 15,15'-dioxygenase activity; carotenoid dioxygenase activity. The record is from RefSeq and is a predicted model, not a curated record. Gene Ontology annotation, biological process: retinal metabolic process; carotene catabolic process. The transcript has 10 exons.